Molecule: messenger RNA, 555 nt
Organism: Callorhinus ursinus (northern fur seal)
Lineage: Eukaryota; Metazoa; Chordata; Mammalia; Carnivora; Otariidae
Gene: MYL10
Product: myosin light chain 10
Molecular function (GO): calcium ion binding
Source: RefSeq, a predicted model, not a curated record
AUGGCUGACCUCCGGCGGAAGGCCUUCUGCAGUACCCCACCUGGCACCUCCCAGGCACCCAGAAGAGCCCGCAAGAGAGCGGAAGGUGGAGCCGGCUCCAAUGUCUUCUCCAUGUUUGAUCAGUCCCAGAUCCAGGAGUUUAAAGAGGCCUUCACCAUCAUGGACCAGAACCGGGAUGGCUUCAUCGACAAGGAGGACCUGAGGGACACCUUUGCUGCCUUGGGCCGCAUCAAUGUGAAGAACGAGGAGCUGGAGGCCAUGGUGAAGGAGGCCCCCGGGCCCAUCAACUUCACCGUCUUCCUGACCAUGUUUGGGGAGAAGCUGAAGGGUACGGACCCGGAGGAGACCAUUCUCCACGCCUUCAAGGUGUUUGACACCGCAGGGAAAGGUUUCGUCAAGGCUGAUUUCAUCAAAGAGAAGCUCAUGACCCAGGCCGACCGGUUCAGUGAGGAGGAGGUCAAGCAGAUGUUUGCGGCUUUCCCGCCAGAUAUGUGUGGUAACCUGGAUUACCGGAACCUGUGCUACGUCAUCACACACGGAGAGGAGAAAGACUAG